Abrus precatorius (Indian licorice) is the source of this 1661-nucleotide messenger RNA. RefSeq names its product protein REVEILLE 5-like. NCBI's taxonomy places the organism in Eukaryota, Viridiplantae, Streptophyta, Magnoliopsida, Fabales, Fabaceae. The record is from RefSeq and is a predicted model, not a curated record. Gene Ontology annotation, molecular function: DNA binding. The transcript is spliced from 8 exons. The coding region runs from base 151 to 1158 and encodes 335 amino acids.
AAACAGAAAAUCGCAAGGACGAACAAGAAGAACGACACAGAGUGACAGAAACAAAGGUUGUUGGAAAACCCAGAAGCAGAAGCAGAAGCAAAGUAGGGAACAACAAACACUAGCAGAAUCGAUCGAGGUUCGGUUACGCUUUUGGUCUUGAUGGUGUCGGUGAACCCUAAUCCAGCUCAAGGCUUUUACUUCUUCGAUCCUUCCAAUAUGGCACUUCCCGGCGUCAAUCCCCUUCCUCCGCCACUACCGCCACCUCCUGCUCCCGCCGCCGCAUCCUCCGCCGCUGAGGAUCCGACUAAGAAGAUCCGAAAACCCUACACGAUUACUAAGUCCAGGGAGAGCUGGACCGAGCAGGAGCACGACAAGUUUCUAGAAGCUCUUCAAUUAUUUGAUCGUGACUGGAAAAAGAUUGAAGCGUUUGUUGGUUCAAAAACAGUUAUCCAGAUACGAAGUCAUGCACAGAAGUAUUUUCUUAAAGUUCAGAAGAAUGGAACAAGCGAACAUGUACCUCCUCCGAGGCCAAAAAGAAAAGCUGCUCACCCGUACCCUCAAAAAGCUCCUAAGAGUGCUCAUACUGUUUCACAAGCUACGGGCUCAUUGCAAUCUUCAUCUGCUUUCAUUGAACCUGCAUACAUAUAUAGCCCCGAUUCUUCAUCUGUGCUCGGAACACCAGUUACUACCAUGCCGUUAUCAUCUUGGAAUUAUAGUGCUCCACCACCUGUCAAUGUGCCACAAGUGACUCGAGAUGACAUGGGAUUGACUGGAGCUGGACAAGCUGUUCCUCAUAAUUGUUGCUAUAGCAGUAGUAAUGAGAGCACCCCUCCGGCUUGGCCAAGUAACAAAAGAAUUAAUCAAGGUGACCAGGCCAAGCCAAUUAAAGUAAUGCCAGAUUUUGCACAAGUCUACAGCUUCAUUGGCAGUGUAUUUGAUCCAAAUUCAAGUAAUCACCUGCAGAGACUAAGAUUGAUGGACCCAAUAAAUGUGGAAACGGUAUUGUUGUUGGUUAGAAAUCUCUCCAUCAAUUUAAUGAGUCCUGAAUUUGAGGAUCAUAAGAAGCUGCUUUCGUCCUAUGUUGCUGACUCCGAUAAGUCAAAGUUUGCCAAUAUUAGCAGCAAAUCCCUCACUGAUAAAUCUGAGAGUGCUGUUCUGUCUGCAUAGGAUGAAAGAUCUCAACAUAUUUUCUGAAUGCUCAUAAAGUGGGAGCAAGCAAGAGAAAGGACAAAGGGUUUUUUUGCUAAAAGAAAAUGUAGCUUCUAGCUGCUUGCAUGUAUAUAGAACACACACACACACACAUAUAUAUAUAUAAGUAUACCUUUUGGAUUGAGUUUUUUUUUUUUAGGCACUAUUAGAUCGUAGAUACUGGAUAUGGUGGUGUUUUGUGUAUAUCUUUUGAAGAUGAUUGUCGUUGGAAUGCAGGACAAUGAGAGUCCUGUUAGGUCACUUCUGGAGGCUAUGCUGUACAGUCUGUUGAGUGCUUUUGUGUGUUAUGCUGUGAAACUUAGGAUAAGUACACAGAGCAGUGUUAGGACUUAGGGGGUGCCGUUUGCGUUGUACAUAAAUCAAUAAAACAGUGUAGAUAAGUUUUCUCUUUUUCGUGCAUAUGUAUUAUAAUUAUAAAACCUACUUGCUACCUGAUCUCAACAUAAACCUCUCCUGAUAUC